AUGUCUCAGUCAAAGUAUGUGGGAUUCCUCGGAGGAGCCAACAAGUUUGGCAGGUGGAUCCCGGAGCCGGAGAUUAAAGCUCGGGCAGUUGCAGGUGGCGCAACCAUUGACUUCUCACAGGCCCUCUUCGUUCAUCCUGUCAUUACUGUCCAUGCACGGGCAUUCUGGGGUGGCGUCACUCUUGUCGUUCCGCCCAAUGUGACUGUGGAGCAGAACGGCCGCGCCAUCCUUGGCGGCUUCGGAGACGGCGGCGGUGUCUUCCACAGUAGCCAGGGCGCGGUACCCGAGACCUUGGCCAACUCCGGGGUCACCAUCCGGAUUGUGGGUACCGCCGUGAUGGGAUCGGUGAAUGCCGUGGUGAACCGCAAGGCGAGGCCUGGUGCACUCCUGACAAUGGCAGAGGCAGCUGCAAAGAUGCAAGACCCUCCUGAGCCAUCUACCACACGGGAGGACAUGCGUCAGCAGAUGCUGGGAGACGUGCUUGCUGCACGUGCCGCCCAGACGGCCCAGGCGCAAGCACUGCAGGCACAGGCAUUGCAGGCUCAGGCAAUGCAGGCACAGGCGAUCCAGCAGGCCUUGGGAGCUCACCAGGCUCAGCAGUUCCAGCAGUUCCAGCAGCAGCAGCAGCAGCAGCAACAGCAGCUACUCCAGCAGCAGCAACAACAGCAGCAGCAGGCCAUUCCUGUAGUCCAGGGCGUCCCGGUUCCGGAGGCCAAAGCCUAA
Molecule: messenger RNA, 723 nt
Organism: Symbiodinium pilosum
Lineage: Eukaryota; Dinophyceae; Suessiales; Symbiodiniaceae
Source: the annotation of a GenBank genome assembly